Pecten maximus is the source of this 1722-nucleotide messenger RNA. RefSeq names its product early nodulin-75-like. The coding region runs from base 1 to 1722 and encodes 573 amino acids. The record is from RefSeq and is a predicted model, not a curated record. The transcript has 2 exons. Lineage: Eukaryota; Metazoa; Mollusca; Bivalvia; Pectinida; Pectinidae.
AUGUGUGAGCAAGAAUUCAGAGACGGACACAAAUCUAAAUGCCACAAAGAGGAGGUUCAUUUUGGGAUCCUUAUUGCUGCUCAUUGUUUUCCAGGAAAAUUGCUCCUCAGAAAACACAUGAAAAUACAUACUGGAGAAGCAGACUUUAUGUGCCUUUUUUGUGGGAAAUGUGACUAUGACAAAAACAGUUCUGAGGUCCAUGUCAACAAACAUGAUAAUGCAGCACCAUACAAACUGAUAAACCGAGACCCCACAUCGACUACAAGACUGAUAAACCGAGACCCCACAUCGAUUACAAGACUGAUAAACCGAGACCCCACAUCGACUACAAGACAUAAACCGAGACCCCACAUCGACUACAAGACAGAUAAACCGAGACCCGACAUCGAUUACAAGACUGAUAAACCGAGACCCCACAUCGACUACAAGACUGAUAAACCGAGACCCCGCAUCGACUACAAGACUGAUAAACCGAGACCCCACAUCGACUACAAGACUGAUAAACCGAGACCCCACAUCGAUUACAAGACUGAUAAACCGAGACCCCACAUCGACUACAAGACUGAUAAACCGAGACCCCACAUCGACUACAAGACUGAUAAACCGAGACCCCACAUCGAUUACAAGACAGAUAAACUGAGAUCCCACAUCAAUUACAAGACAGAUAAACCGAGACCCCACAUCGACUACAAGACAGAUAAACUGAGAUCCCACAUCAAUUACAAGACUGAUAAACCGAGACCCCACAUCGAUUACAAGACAGAUAAACCGAUACCCCACAUCGAUUACAAGACUGAUAAACCGAGACCCCACAUCAAUUACAAGACUGAUAUACCGAGACCCCACAUCGAUUACAAGACAGAUAAACCGAAUCCCCACAUCGAUUACAAGACAGAUAAACCGAGACCCCACAUCGAUUACAAGACUGAUAAACCGAGACCCCACAUCGAUUACAAGACAGAUAAACCGAGAUCCCACAUCGAUUACAAGACAGAUAAACCGAGAUCCCACAUCGAUUACAAGACAGAUAAUCCGAGACCCCACAUCGACUACAAGACAGAUAAACCGAGACCCCACAUCGAUUACAAGACAGAUAAUCCGAGACCCCACAUCGACUACAAGACAGAUAAACCGAGACCCCGCAUCAAUUACAAGACAGAUAAACCGAGACCCCACAUCGAUUACAAGACAGAUAAACCGAGACCCCACAUCGAUUACAAGACAGAUAAACCGAGACCCCACAUCAAUUACAAGACAGAUAAACCGAGACCCCACAACGAUUACAAGACAGAUAAACCGAGACCCCACAUCAAUUACAAGACAGAUAAACCGAGACCCCACAUCAAUCAUAAGACAGAUAAACCGAGACCCCACAUCGAUUACAAGACUGAUAAACCGAGACCCCACAUCAAUCAUAAGACUGAUAAACCGAGACCCCUAAUCGACUACAAGACAGAUAAACCGAGACCCCACAUCGACUACAAGACUGAUAAACUGAGAUCCCACAUCGAUUACAAGACAGAUGAACCGAGACCCCACAUCAAUUACAAGACAUAUAAACUGAGAUCCCACAUCGACUACAAGACUGAUAAACCGAGAUCCCACAUCAAUUACAAGACAGAUAAACCGAGACCCCACAUCGAUUACAAGACAAAUAAACCGAGACCCCACAUCGAUUACAAGACAUAUAAACUGAGAUCCCACAUCGACUAUGAAAUAUAA